Messenger RNA from Cherax quadricarinatus, 4514 nucleotides. It is a transcript of the gene Hph, whose product is annotated as HIF prolyl hydroxylase. Gene Ontology annotation, biological process: cellular response to hypoxia. NCBI's taxonomy places the organism in Eukaryota, Metazoa, Arthropoda, Malacostraca, Decapoda, Parastacidae. Gene Ontology annotation, molecular function: ferrous iron binding; peptidyl-proline dioxygenase activity; L-ascorbic acid binding. The record is from RefSeq and is a predicted model, not a curated record.
AGGGAGUGUAACACGUGUCCGCAGCUCCCAGAUCAUGACAGGCAGUGUGUGUGCAGCUUUUAUGCAGUGUUGAGCGAGUCUCGAGUGGUUUAUAAAUAGCGCAACUUGGGACUAUUCUCGUGGUACUUGAACUUCAUGAGUUUUAUCGACUGUCAUAAUGCGUGAGUGACACUGUCACUUUGCCGAUCUCUUAGUAGUACAAAUGAUAACCAAAGAUUACCCUGUGAUUUGUAUAUAUUAUUAGAUAAUAAAAAACUAGUUACAAUACGUGGUGCCUUCCUUUACGAAAUAAGGUAUUUUGAGCGUGAGAAACUAUGCAACUAACAACCAGAAGCCAGUAUAACUCGAGGGAGGCGGAACAGUUGCAGUCAUUGCAACAGGUGGUGUUGUGUAGUCAGAGUAACUUGCCUGAGGAACAAGCUAGGGUCGUCCCCAGCAGUCCUCCUCCAUCACUACAGCACCACCAGCGCCUGCCAUUGCACCUCCUGGUCACAGACUCACAGCUGUCAUCACCCAUCAUUGAGCAGUACAGUCCUGAACAGACUGAUUAUAGUAAGCAAACAGAGUGCAUCACUGAACAGAGCGAUGAACAUAACUGUACCUGCCCUGAAAAUGUUCCUGGCAAUACUCGAAAGAGGAAAAUGGUAGAUGAGGAAGAGGAAGUGAGUGAGGGAGAGGCUGAAAGAUUAUUAACAGGGAAGAGAAAAACACAAAUAAGCGGUGCACAAUCACGAGAAAAUAUCCCUUUAUUUUAUUUAUACGGCGAUCUCCUCCUUAUACCUAAAUUCAAAUGGGGUUGCACUGGUGCAGUUGCAGGUGCGAGGAGGAGAUCAAUUGCAGAACCAGACUUUAGUACUCCUAUUGACUCUGGCAACACACUGGAUACCUCUGCACAAUUAUUCCCCCCCAAGCCCAGUUCACUGGAUCAUGUGGAAGUGUGUCCAGAUUCCUGGUCACUCGAGGAUGGAGUCAUUAGUCAAGAAUGGUUCUCUAAAGUGAUGCAGCCUGUUAUUAGUGACCUCAAUAAAUAUGGAGUCUGCGUUGUCGACAAUUUCCUUGGUCUGGAGCGUGCAGAGCAGAUCUUGAAAGAGGUAGGGACACUGCACUCACGUGGUGUAUUCCGAGAUGGGCAGGUGGUUUCAAGACAUGUGCAGGACCAAGCACGGGGAAUGAUUCGUGGUGACAAAAUUACCUGGGUUACGGGUAGCGAACCUAACUGCAGCAAUAUUGGCCAGUUAGUGACGGCUGUGGAUUCUCUAGUGGCAAAGGCAAAUAAACACCAAGAUGCUGGCAAACUAGCACACUACAACAUCACCUGGAGAACGCGGGCUAUGGUGGCUUGUUACCCUGGGCAAGGUGCACAUUAUGUGAAGCACAUUGACAAUCCAAAUGGUGAUGGACGCUGCAUUACUGCUAUUUACUAUGUAAACAAACACUGGACAUCACAGGAUGGUGGUGUACUACGAAUCUAUCCUGAAGGUUGCAGUGACAAAGUUGCAGAAAUUGAGCCUUUGUUUGAUCGUAUGCUCUUUUUCUGGUCAGAUCGUCGCAACCCUCAUGAAGUGUUGCCUGCUAAAAUUACCAGAUAUGCUAUCACUGUGUGGUACCUUGACCAGAAAGAACGUGAGGAAUAUUUGGCUCGUGUAAAUAAUGCUUCUGCUAAUACUUGACGAGAUCCUGCUCCACUCUGCUUUUCCAGCUGGCCACAUACUUGAAUUGCUGCAGCUGUGGCUACCCCGUCAUGCAAACCUUUUGAUAGUGUCACACUGGGGUUUACCAGACUAACAAGCUUGGUCCUUAUUCAGUGACACUGAUCACAUAUACAGGUGUUGAGACAGAGUGAGUGAUGUGUGCCAUAAUGAUGCUAGACUGUGUGAAAACUUAUCACUAGAGAAAACCAAUUUCGUCUAUUUUAAAAGUUAUUGGUAAAAAGGAAGUUGUGAGCCCCAAUGAAAGGGUCUCAUAUUUAAAAGUGAUUGGUUAUAAAUAAUUCUUUUUAAUUAAGCAUCAUUUAUUUUGAGCAAGUAAAUCCGUAAUAAAACAACCUCAGCAUAUGUGCAUUUUGUCAGACAAAAAAGAUAAUGGGCAAUAUGUGUUGUAUUAACACACAAGUUCCUACCUUUUAUUGCCUUGUUCUUUCUUGCUAUGUCAGGGGUUUUGAGUUCCUACCCUUUAUUUCAUUGUUCUGUCCUAUUUUAGGAUAUUUUUAGAGGAUUUAAUCCCUGCCAAAUCAGAGAAUGUGCAUUUAUCUUGGAAAGUGGUAAAAUUUUACCCUCGUGCACAGUAAAAUAAUAAUGUGUGACUAGUGGUGAUGGGUUGAACACAGCAUUAAAUGCUACUUAAUUAUAUGGCCUUCCCAUUUGACAUUGGAAAUAAAUAUUUUAGUAUGUUAAUUGGCAUUUUUUUUAUAUAUUUUUUGAGCAAAUGCCUUAAAAAUACAGUAUCAACACACAUGAAACCUGAAAUACCAAAAAUUUGUGGUGUGUAAUUUUCAGUUUGAGAAGUCCUGCACACACUGUUUUUAAGGCAAAGCAUUCUGUGGUAUUUGUUUGUCAGGUUACUAGUUUCUAGUAUUGAAACCCAACAGUCAUACCUCAUACAAACGUCUCAAGGUUUGCAUAUGUCAUGUACUUAGGGAAUAACUACAGUGUUGCUGUAUUGUGAUUUAUAUUACAAUUUUCCAUAGCAAUUGUGUGUAAAUUCCAUUUAUAUUGACUAGUAGUGGUUGUGAUAAGUCUACACAAAUUGUGUGAUAAAUUCAGUAUUAUAAGGUUCAAAUUUUGUUAAAGAGUACCAAAGAUAUUCAUGAAGGUGAAAAUGUUUCAUGCCCCAAGAGGCUUAGGUUCAGAUAAGGAUUGUAUUAAUAGGUCAUUGGUUUAAUUAAAUUGAAUACAGUGAAACCCUAAUUAAAAGGUCUAAUAUAGGAGAGGGUUCCCAUCAAUGCUGGUUAAAUCUGAAUGAAGAGGAUUUUUCACAAUUGUAACAGUAAUGGAUAGGUCUGGAUUUGAUGGACUUGGUCCAUCAAGUCCAAAAUAAAUUUACCCAUCUGUCCGUAAUUACACACAAUUCUGCAUAUAACUGACUAAACUGUUUUCCGACUUUCUCCAGAAAAUUAAUUUUAUCCGUUAAAUACAAUUGCGGUCCAUUGAAUCCAGGUUUACUGUACUUGUUUAUCUUCAGAGUCAUUAAUAUCUGCAUUGAUGACCUUAUUUAUUAAUACAAGGUCUAUUAUGAUUGUUUUGAGGCAAAAUAUAAUACUGUAGUUAUCAUUUUGUUUUAGUUACUCAGGUUAAAUAUCAUUUUCUCUUAAUGCAGGUGAUUACCUUCAGCAUAUGUAUCCAGUCAUCUUUGGAUGGCACAAUCAUAGCUAGCUAAAAAUUUGCCCUCUUGAAUAGAUCUGAGUAGGUCUAGCAUUGAUUGGUCUUCCUUCUUUGUUUGAAAGAAUUAAUGGCAAAUUUCACACCUAACCUACACACUGGAAAUGAAAAGUAGAGAAGAUUUGGUCCUACCUAGAUUAUCAGGUUCAGGAUGGAGUGAAAUAUGUAGUUUCCAUUUCAGAUUUGUAUUUUGUGAAUUAUUCGAACCAUGUAUUGAUUUGCUCAUUAAAAGUUUCAUGCCUCUCCCUAGGGCCCGGAAUAUUUUCACCACUGAUGAUGAGCCAUGUUAAUAUGGUUUACUCAAAUACAAUACAUAUAUCAAGAAAGGUUCAUAAACAAAACUUUCGUUUAUUAACGUAGGAAAUCUGUAGAUUUCAGGAGUUACCUUGUAAUUGGACAAAUAGCUAAUUGGUUGUUGCCAGUAAUUAGACACUUUUGCACAUGUGCUGAGUCUCACCCUCCCUCUCGCUCUCUUUCUCCCUUUCUCUCUCUCCCAUACAAAAAUAAUCUGGUCGUUUAGAGCUGGUGACUCAUUUGAUAGGGAAACUAGCUCACUUUAAUGUCUGAUAUGCAUUAAUAAUCAUUGGACAUGGCUGUGCAUGCAAGAAUGGAAUUGCUAAUGUUAAGGUAAAACUAUAAACUAUUGGUGUCUGAUAGUGUAUGAUGAAAGAGGUAUAUCGAAUGUGUAACUUAUUAUGUAUAUUUUACAAAUACUUUUGCAGAAUGAGUAUGUGAAGAAGACAUUAAGUUAUUUUCUUAUUUUUAACAGUAAAAUGUGCAACUUGGUUACACUUCUGGUGGGGAUCCAGAAAAGUCUUGCACAUGGACAUUCAGAUUCAUAUAUUGUUGCUGAUAAGUUUCAGCUUGUAGUCAGUGUAUCAAGAGCACAGUGCUGCUUAUUGGCACUCUAAUGUUCAGUGAAUUUUAUUGUGCCUCAAAGCCUGAAAAUUUGAAAGUGUUUGUUACAUAUACCUGGUGCUAUAGCAUGUACAGUAAUAUACCAUUAUGCAUCUUGUGAUUUGGCUUGUGCACUGGAAACUUUCCAAAAUUAUCAAUUCAUACAUUAAUAUUCUUUAACAAUAAAUAUGUUUUGAAGUGUAACAUACAUACAUACAUACAUACAUACAUAAUUACAUA